AUGUCGUGGGUAAAAUCAGUGGCAUGUACCGAGGAUGUCUUCGACGAAGAUGUGGAUGAUAUUAGUCUACAGAACAAAGAAUGGAAAUACAACAUGGAAAAACGCGCAAAGGAUGGUUACAGAGAUGGCAUUGAUGCCGGGAAAGAAGCGUCACUGCAGGUGGCUUUCAACGCGGGAUACAGAGAAGGAGCCACAAAAAUGAAAGCCGUCGGUCAGCUCAAAGGAAUCAUGAGUGCCGUGCAGUGCUGGUGUCGAGCUCAGGUGCCCGAAAGCCCAUCUUUGGCAUCUGUUACAGAUCUCCUCCAGAGACUUGAUAAACACGAGGAUAGAUUGGUGGAGGCCAUGAGGAAAGCCCAGGAAAGACCUCCACCUAGUGUGGCCGAGAUUGUAGAUGACAUGGAAGACCUAAAUGUCGAUCAAAGGGGCCGAGGUGAAGAAUCCGGUUCCUGUAACAAGGGGGCAGACUGUUGUGGGAAAGAUGGAGCAAUUGAUUGCUGCGGUGAUGGCAGAGACAUGAAUGAAGACUCAUCUAGGACUGUUUUACAGAGCGUGUUCUCUAUAGGAGACAGUUUUGAGAAGCUAUCGAAGUGCUGCUUGGACUUAGUCACAGAAUUGGGGUUACCUGAAGAGCUAAAAUGUCAUAUUCAGCAGAUAAUAGACGCGUGA
Messenger RNA from Misgurnus anguillicaudatus (oriental weatherfish), 666 nucleotides. The record is from RefSeq and is a predicted model, not a curated record. NCBI's taxonomy places the organism in Eukaryota, Metazoa, Chordata, Actinopteri, Cypriniformes, Cobitidae.